GAAAGAUGGCGAUUGUUAUAAAUUGGAGGUUAUUUAAAUGUGAUAAAUUACAACUUUUUCGUUGUAAAAAAUAUCGCAAUAAUGGUAGCAUCCAUUCGAAAUUUAAAAGAGCAGUCAGUACUCUCAAUGAAUCUGAAUGUGAUACUACAGCUACAUUUUCUAAUGGGACAAAACUUAUUAUCUCUAGUGGAAAGUAUGCUCGGCUUAGUAAUAGCAGUACUGUUGCAUCUAUCGGACAUACAUCUGUUAUGGUAACAGCAGUGUGCAGUAAAAGUAGCAGUAAUAAAUCUAUGCUUCCUUUGACUAUAGAUUAUAGACAAAAGUCAGCGGCUGUUGGUCGUAUACCAACUAACUUUAUGAGAAGAGAUAUUGGAACAACGGAAUAUGAAAUUCUUACUAGCAGAUUAGUAGAUAGAUCAUUACGACCAUUGUUUCCACAAGGAUGGAAUUUAGAAACACAAUUAGUAUGUAAUACAUUUGCCGUUGAUGGGAUUAAUGAUCCAGAUGUAAUAUCUAUUAAUGGUGCAUCCGCUGCUUUGAGUUUAUCCGACAUUCCAUGGAAUGGUCCUGUUGGUGCAGUAAGAGUAGGAAUAAUAGAUAACGUAUUAAAAAUAAAUCCUACUAGACAAGAAAUGCAAGAAAGUAUAUUAAAUCUUAUUGUAUCUGCAACAAGCAAUAAUUAUGUUCUUAUGCUAGAAGGAUCUGCCAAUAAUGUUUCACCACAAAAUUUAAAAAAAGCUAUUAAACAAGGUGUUAAAGAAUGUCAAUCUAUAAUCCAAGCUAUUACAGAAUUACAAAAGAAAUGCGGUAAAAAGAAGAUGAAUUUUACUGUUCCUGAAAUUAAAGAUGUAGAUGGUAUAACUGAAUGCAUAAAGUUAAAUACAGAAAAUAAAAUACGAGAAAUAUUGACUAAUUUUAAACACGACAAGUUAUCCAGAGACAAUGCUAUCUCCGAAGUUCUUGUCAAUGUGACUGAUAUUAUUAUAGAAAAGUAUCCUGAAACAGAACUAAGAGUAAUAGAAAAUAUAUAUUAUAAGUUUGUUAAAGAGAUUUUUAGAUCGCUCAUCUUUGAAACUAAUAUAAGGUGUGAUGGUCGUAAACUACAAGAAUUAAGAAAAAUUACCUGCCAAGUAGAUUUAUUUAAACCCCUUCAUGGUUCUGCACUUUUCCAGAGAGGUCAAACGCAGGUUUUAUGCACGGUUACAUUGGACUCCUUAGAAAGUGCUCUUAAAAUGGAUACAGUUUCUAUGCUAAUAAGUGGUAUGAAGGAAAAGAAUUUCUUUUUACAUUAUGAGUUUCCUCCAUAUGCAACUCAUGAUGUAGGACGUCUAGGAGUUGUUGGACGUAGAGAAAUGGGACAUGGUGCAUUAGCGGAAAAAGGAUUAAGAUCUGUUCUUCCAAAAGACUAUCCAUUUACGAUAAGAUUGACUAGCGAAGUACUUGAAUCUAAUGGUUCUUCAUCUAUGGCUUCUGUAUGUGGUGGGAGUUUGGCUCUUAUGGAUGCAGGAGUACCAAUCUCAUCACCAGUUGCAGGUGUUGCUAUGGGUUUGGUAACCCAAUUCGAUGAUCAAUGUCCCACUCAGAUUACAAAUUAUAGAAUAUUAACGGAUAUAUUAGGGAUGGAAGACUAUUUAGGUGAUAUGGACUUCAAAAUAGCUGGUGAUAAGAAUAGUUUUACAGCUUUACAAGUUGAUGUAAAGAUUGCAGGUGUUCCCUUAAAAAUAAUAAUGGAAACUAUUGAACAAUCUCAGGUUGCUAAGAAGGAAAUCAUUGAAAUAAUGAAUAGAGCACUAUCCGAACCGCGGAAAGAUCAUAGUGAGAAGAUGCCAGUGGUAGAAGAAUUAGAAAUUCCUGUACAUCAAAGAGGAAAAUUUCUUGGAGUAGGUGGUAUUAAUUUGAAGAAGCUUUUCAUUAAAACUGGUGUUCAUAUAUAUUCAAAGAAUGAUGAUAUAUAUACUUUGUUUGCACCUAACGAACUCGCCUUAAAGGAAGCCAAAGAAAUAAUAAAGGAGACGUUACAAAAAGAUCGUGAACCUGUAUUAGAAUUUGGAGCUAUAUACACUGCAAAGAUAGUUGAAAUUCGAGAAACUGGUGUUAUGGUUACACUUUAUUCUAGUAUGACACCUGCGUUGUUAGUUAAUUCUCAGUUAGAUCAACGUAAAGUUUUUCAUCCUAGUGCUCUUGGUUUAGAAGUUGGACAGGAAAUAAAAGUUAAAUAUUUCGGUCGUGAUCCGGUUUCAGGUUCCAUGAGACUAUCACGGAAAGUUUUACAAGAUCCCAUCACUGUUACAAAAACAUUAUCGUGAAAUUAAAACCAUAUUAAAUUGUGUACAAUUUAUAAAAGUUCCAUCAAACAAACAUACAAACAAAUUUAGGACAGUUUAUAUUAAUUUUAGUUAUACGAUAAAAAUGAGUUCUUAUUAAUUAUUGUUUCUAAACGAUUCCUUUAUAAUAUAAUAUACACAUAAUGUUAUCAUGAAAGACCGAAAUUGAAGAAUGUCUACAGUCACAUGAUUGUUUGUUGUAUGUCCGAAAUAUUAAUUGAUAAGAAUAAAUAUAUAUAUUCGGUCUUUCACCGAGGUAUUUCAUAUGUGUUGACAAGUGACCAUGUGAAUCUUGACAUUCUCCAAUUUCGGUUUUUCAUGUUAACAUA
Molecule: messenger RNA, 2653 nt
Organism: Polistes canadensis
Lineage: Eukaryota; Metazoa; Arthropoda; Insecta; Hymenoptera; Vespidae
Gene: PNPase
Product: polyribonucleotide nucleotidyltransferase 1, mitochondrial
Exons: 7
Coding region: 6-2306 (766 amino acids)
Biological process (GO): mitochondrial RNA 3'-end processing; mitochondrial mRNA catabolic process
Cellular component (GO): mitochondrion; cytosol
Molecular function (GO): polyribonucleotide nucleotidyltransferase activity; RNA binding; 3'-5'-RNA exonuclease activity
Source: RefSeq, a predicted model, not a curated record